AUGAGCAAUAAGGAGAGUACGGCAGACCAAGAGGAAGCAGUGUAUCAACAGAUGAAAUUAGGACCGAGUACCGAUCCUCGAUUGAAUGGCCUCAUUGACCCCACAACAGGUAAACCACUAUAUCCCAGAAAACUUUUUGAAUUGAUGGCACGGAAUUAUGAUUCCUGGCUGCAGAUGUUGAACACAAAGAAGUUCAGCGACGAUGAAGGGUAUCUGCCCUUCCCCCAGGAAGAUAAUGGAGGUAAGCCUAUCUUUAGUUACAGCUUAUUAGAGGCAUUAGAGAAGGCGAACACUGAUUUUGCUGAACGACUUAAUACAACGGAAUCAGUAAAGGAAGGCUCCGGCAAUGGUCCUUCUAGCAAAAGUCCUUCUAACAGCGAUGAAAAGAUUGUUCAUGUGGACUACGCAUCGGAUCACUUACUCUAUGGCAAACCACCACAGGCCAAUGAUAAUAAUAGAAUCCCCCCUGAAUCCCUUUUGAAAGAUGCAGAGAUAUCAUACCUUCGAAACCGAAUAUCGGACAUGAUCAAACAAGACAUUAUCAACGGGAAUGGGGGCCGAGAAGGGUUCAAUUUAUUUGAUACCAAAGAUGAAGAGGGACUUCACGAAGGCAAUUGUGGGUAUUGUGAUCGUGAUGAGGAGAUCGGCGAUCAGGACGAUUACGAUCUUGAAGAAAUAGACGAAGAUGAUGACUUUCUGUACGAUUAUCAACCUACUACCCACCACAUAGAAGUGGAACUAAACACUUCUCCCAAUUGUUAUGUCCAUGGGACAGAAGGGUGUAAUUGUCCUAUGUAUGAUGAUGAGCUUGAGAACUCUGAAGACGGUCCUUCGUGUGAGUUCACGUUUGAAUACGACUACAAUGGGAAGUUGGUUCCUACUUAUAGCAAUGUUGAAGAGAAACUAAGAUUAAUGAAUCUUCAGUCAGAGUUAAAGGCUGCUGCUGCUGCUGCUUCUGCCGUUGGAUCGAGUAGAUUGCCAGCCAUGAUUGAGCCCAUAGAAGAAGAGAAUCAAAAGAAGAGCAAGAAUAAAAAGAAGAAAAAGAAGAAGACCCAACAACAACUGCAAAUACAACAGCAAGAGAUCAUCAACAACAAAUCCAAUUCUUCCAUGAUCCCACAACCAAUAGAUGACACUCAAAAUGGUAGUUCGGGUGCUACUGUGAUCAAACUGGGACCUUAUUGUUGUCUUUUCUGUGAAUAUGAAGCAUUCUACGGUACCAAACCUCGGCAACUAAUCAAAUCUUAUGAGCUGAAACUUAAAAAGGAAAUGCAGCGUCGACAAGAGAUCCGAAGAAAACUUGAAAAUGCUAAGCUGAAAGCGUUAAAGAAACAACAAGAGAUGCGUCAAAAACAAGUACAACAACUUGACCACGAGGCAUUGAAAGACUCAAGGGAUAAUAGCGAAAGUGUAACGAACGAGGGGACUACUGCCCGCCAAAGCGAAUGA
Lizanozyma spartinae is the source of this 1449-nucleotide messenger RNA. RefSeq lists its product as uncharacterized. Bases 1 to 1449 code for a protein of 482 amino acids. NCBI's taxonomy places the organism in Eukaryota, Fungi, Ascomycota, Pichiomycetes, Serinales, Debaryomycetaceae. The transcript has a single exon. The record is from RefSeq and is a predicted model, not a curated record.